GCCAUAAGACUGCGAAAGGAUACAGGAAAACUUUCAUGACACCAGCCAGUAUUUGAAUUUCUUAUAGUAACCUGGUCCUUUCCGAGUGAGAUAAACUUCAAAUAUUUCCGAGAGAACAUUUAGCUAGUUUACUGAUUUGUGGACAGAAUUUUUACUGGUGACAACCACGAAGCUUAUGUUAAGUAAGCGAAGGCAGCGUUCGUUACUAGCUUGCUAGCUGGCGAGGUACAUGAACAAGUUUCUCUGACUUUUAUCAUCAAGUGACAGGUACAAUCCUAGCUACACUGUCGGCAAUUUAAAGGUGGUUAUAACAGCAGUAAAGUGAAUUUAUACAAACAGUAAGAAACAGCGCAAAGCAAUGACGGGUCGAGAGGAGGAGUACGAUUAUCUUUUCAAAGUGGUACUGAUUGGUGACUCAGGUGUGGGGAAGAGUAACCUUCUCUCCCGUUUCACCCGCAACGAGUUCAACCUGGAGAGCAAGAGCACCAUCGGCGUGGAGUUCGCCACCCGCAGCAUUCAGGUGGACGGCAAGACCAUCAAAGCUCAGAUCUGGGACACGGCAGGCCAGGAGAGAUACCGCGCCAUCACCUCGGCGUAUUACAGGGGUGCAGUGGGUGCGUUGCUUGUGUAUGACAUUGCCAAGCACCUGACGUACGAGAACGCGGAGCGCUGGCUUAAGGAGCUGCAGGACCAUGCCGACAGUAACAUUGUCAUCAUGUUGGUGGGCAACAAAAGUGAUCUGCGUCACCUGAGGGCGGUGCCCACCGACGAGGCGAAGGCAUUUGCGGAGAAGCAUGGAUUAUCUUUUCUGGAGACAUCUGCGCUGGAUUCUUCUAACGUGGAGCUGGCGUUUCAGACGAUACUCACAGCUAUCUAUCGCAUUGUGUCUCAGAGGCAGAUGUCCGGGCGCAGCGAUGCAGACUUCUCACCAAACUCUAACGUGGUACCCAUCACUGUGCAGCCGACACAGAGUAGCUCUAAGCAGGGUGCUUGCUGCCAAAGCAACUGAAUUGUCUGGGGCCGCUUGGUUAUUCUGGGUGAAAGGUGUACCUCCAGACAGACGGCAGGGUGGGCUGCAGUAUGGACUACUUGUGUGUCAGCCUAUGUUCUGUUUGUGGUGUGUUCUCUAUGCAGUCUAUCAUUGUCAAAUGCAAUAAGCAUUUUUGUACAAAACCCAGAAUUUGUGAGUAAUAAGCUUUAAAACUAUGAAAAGGAAUGGUGAAGGGUAGAGUGUGUCAGUGCUUUUUCUCAGGACUGAUGCAUCAAGCCUGUUUUCACACUGAUUGGAUAUUUUAAGUUUGUUUGUUUUAUGCACAGUCUGCUCUGUCUCUAAUCUUCUUUUCUCGUCACUUUUAUCACUGUUUUUCUCCACAUUAGACUCACACAGAAAAUUAGAUUCGAGUAAGCCUAGAUGUAUUUCUUUCAGGUUUUACCAUGUACUUUUCAUUUACAUGGCUUACAGGGUAAACAGAGAGCUACAAACAAAAUGUAUAUUGCAAUUAAUAGACGAAACCAGUAAGCGAUUAGAUGGUGUUAUGUUAACUACCAACUGUAUAGCUACAGAUGGGGGGAGAAUGAAUUAGUUAAAGAUCAGCACAUUCUUUCCACGCUAUCUGUACUUUUUGACUUUCUCUUGUGUUGAACAGAGCAUAGAUGUUUUAUUAGCCUUUGAAUCUUUGCUCAAGGGAUAUGUUUGCCCUGACAAGUUCAUCACACUGUACCCUCUCUCUAAAACCUAGAGUUACUCAAGGAGUUUCAUAAAUAUCCUAACUGUAUUUAUUUUUAAACUUUAUUUUGAUGUUGUGGUUCUGGGGUUGUAAUUUGACUAGAGGGAUAGUACAACAUUGAUUUAUUUGAGCAUAUGUUUGAUUUCUUUCGUUGUUUCACUGGGUAAAGCUGCUUGUAUUAAGGGACUCUUUUUCUAUGGCUUUUUUUUUUUUUAAAUUAAAUUAUCAUCAGUGUACACUAGAUACAACUUCACCUUCAGAAAUGAUUCUUUUGAUUUGGUUAAUGCAGAACAAAGACACUUAAGUAUUUCACUGAAUAUUUUAUAAGUUACUUUGAGAAUGUUGCGUAGAAUGGAAGCCCAUGCUGGCAAACAAUAUUUUAAGGUUUACACCCUCUGAACUCUCAUGAUGAUGUUCCAUUUGAAUGUCCUUUUUCUACACACUACUAUUCUUAAAAUAAAAUCGUCCUAUCACUGGCACAUUAAGAUAUUGACACUUCAGUUUGAAAAAUGACUCGCAUUGUCUCUUCGAGAUGGAGUGGUCUCUCCUAUGCAGUCUUCUGGGUAAAUGUUUAAGCCAUUUUAACCUUUUUGUGGUUGGUAACAUGAAAGGCAGAGAAACAGUGAGCUGGGACGCAGGCUUAUAUGAGUGAAGCCUUCUCAACUGGAUGGACGUAUUAUGUUGCAGGGUUGAGCAAUACAGGCACUCAUUGCCUGCUCACUGAGGAUGUCUGAUCUACUGGAGAAGGUUGACUUACUGUAAAUGAAAUCCUUAUUGCCAUUUCCUAUUAUCUCCUGUAUGUAACUUGAAGAGUACCAUGCCUUUUGGGACCCCUCGGAAUUUUUGUCCCAGCUCUUUCUCUCCGUUUCUUUGUGCUCUGGAUUGAGUUCUGACUUUUUGUUUUUUUCUACAUGGUAUGGUUUAAGGGGUUUGGUGGACCGCUCUUAGAGAGGUCCACCUUUACUGGAAGGACAAAUCUGAAAUUUGGUGCGAAGCCAUUGAAGCAAGGUCAUUUUUAACUCCAUACCGAAAGGGAUAAUUCUGUUCGAGGCAAAGGAAAGGGUGUCGGGAGCUGAACUGAUUUGGCUAAAAAAAAAACGACCUUAAAAAAAACAACUCUACACUUGAAAAGAUAUUCAAAGAAAUGAUCAUGAAAUCGUGAAUGGGAGAUGGCUGAUCUAAAAUGUAUGUCAACUGCGUAGUGAGGAUCAAGUCAGUCGAUAGUCACAUCAUUGAUUUGUUUUGACUUUGAAUGAUAGAACUAGGUACCUUUCACUCACAGAAUGACUAGUUUUACUCAAGGGCACUAGUGGCAUCCUUCUAAUGGUAUGGAUUGGGAGAGGUUUU
This is a messenger RNA of Chanos chanos (milkfish), 3074 nucleotides long. RefSeq names its product RAB11a, member RAS oncogene family, like (gene rab11al). The record is from RefSeq and is a predicted model, not a curated record. The transcript has 5 exons. Gene Ontology annotation, molecular function: GTP binding; GTPase activity. Bases 359 to 1009 code for a protein of 216 amino acids. NCBI's taxonomy places the organism in Eukaryota, Metazoa, Chordata, Actinopteri, Gonorynchiformes, Chanidae.